GAGCCGCGCGCACUUCCGGGACGUGGCGCGCGCCCUGGGGAAGCUCCUCGCGCGGUGGUUUCGGGGCGAGCGAUUGAGCUGGGUGCGAGUGGGCGCCCGCAGGGGCGCUGAAAGAAAAGUAGAUCUAGGGACUCCGAGGCCGCCCCAGAAAUGAUUCACGAACUGCUCUUUGCCCUGAGUGGGUACCCGGGGUCCAUUUUCACCUGGAACAAGCGGAGCGGCCUGCAGGUUUCCCAGGACUUCCCAUUUCUUCACCCCAGUGAGACGAGUGUUCUGAACCGACUCUGCCGGCUCGGCACAGACUACAUUCGAUUCCUUGAGUUUAUUGAACAGUACACAGGCCAUGUGCAGCAACAGGAUCACCAUCCAUCCCAGCAGGGCCAAGGUGGGCUCCAUGGGAUCUACCUGAGGGCCUUCUGCACAGGGCUGGGUUCAGUUCUGCAGCCUUACCGCAAAGCACUACUUGACUUGGAACAAGAGAUCCUGGCUGACCCACAUCUCUCCAUAUCACAUGUCAAUUACUCCUUGGAUCAGUUCCAGCUCCUUUUUCCCUCUGUGAUGGUUGUAGUGGAGCAAAUUAAAAGCCAAAAGAUUCAUGGCUGUCAAAUCCUGGAAACAGUUUACAAACACAGCUGUGGGGGGUUGCCUCCAGUUCGAAGCGCACUAGAAAAAAUCCUGGUUGUAUGCCACGGAGUCAUGUAUAAACAGCUCUCGGCCUGGAUGCUGCAUGGACUCCUCUUGGACCAGCAUGAAGAGUUCUUCAUCAAACAGGGUCCGUCGUCUGGUAAUAUCAGUGCCCAGCAGGAAGAGGAUGAGGAGGAUCUGGGAAUAGGAGGCCUGACAGGAAAACAACUGAGAGAACUGCAGGACCUGCGCCUAAUUGAGGAAGAGAACAUGCUGGCCCCAUCUCUGAAGCAGUUUUCCCUGCGGGUGGAGAUCUUACCAUCCUACAUUCCAGUGCGAGUUGCUGAGAAAAUCCUCUUUGUUGGAGAGUCUGUCCAGAUGUUUGAGAAUCAGAAUGUGACCCUGACGAGGAAAGGGUCCAUCUUGAAGAACCAGGAGGACACUUUUGCUGCAGAGCUGCAUCGGCUCAAGCAGCAGCCACUCUUCAGCCUGGUGGAUUUUGAGCAGGUGGUGGAUCGGAUUCGUAGCACUGUGGCUGAGCACCUCUGGAAACUAAUGGUAGAAGAAUCAGAUUUACUGGGUCAGCUAAAGAUCAUUAAAGACUUUUACCUUCUGGGACGAGGAGAACUAUUCCAGGCCUUCAUUGACACAGCUCAACACAUGUUAAAAACACCUCCCACUGCAGUAACAGAGCAUGAUGUGAACGUGGCCUUUCAGCAGUCCGCACACAAGGUGCUGCUGGACGACGACAGCCUUCUCCCUCUGCUGCACUUGACCAUCGAGUAUCACGGGAAGGACCACAAAGCAGAUGCCACCCAGCCCCGAGAAGUGCCUUCUAGGGACACAUCCCCCCGGGAAGGCCCCGCGUCGGGCUGGGCCGCGCUCGGCCUCUCCUACAGAGUCCAGUGGCCGCUGCACAUUCUCUUCACCCCAGCUGUCUUGGAAAAGUACAAUGUUGUUUUCAAGUACUUACUGAGUGUGCGCCGGGUCCAAGCUGAACUACAGCACUGCUGGGCUCUCCAGAUGCAACGCAAGCACCUCAAAUCUAACCAGACAGACGCAAUCAAGUGGCGCCUAAGGAAUCACAUGGCCUUCUUGGUAGACAAUCUUCAAUACUAUCUCCAGGUAGAUGUGCUGGAGUCUCAGUUCUCACAGCUGCUUCAUCAGAUCAAUUCUACUCGGGACUUUGAAAGUAUCCGAUUGGCGCAUGAUCACUUCCUAAGCAAUCUGCUGGCCCAGUCCUUUAUUUUGCUGAAACCUGUGUUUCACUGCCUGAAUGAAAUUCUGGAUCUGUGUCACAGUUUUUGUUCACUGGUCAGUCAGAACCUGGGUCCACUGGAUGAGCGAGGAGCUGCCCAGCUGAGCAUUCUUGUGAAGGGCUUUAGUCGCCAGUCUUCACUCCUGUUCAAGAUCCUUUCCAGUGUUCGGAAUCAUCAGAUCAACUCAGAUUUGGCUCAAUUACUGCUCCGGCUAGAUUAUAACAAAUAUUAUACCCAGGCUGGUGGAACUCUGGGCAGUUUUGGGAUGUAAAAACUCUGGUU
This is a messenger RNA of Acomys russatus (golden spiny mouse), 2165 nucleotides long. It is a transcript of the gene Tubgcp4, whose product is annotated as tubulin gamma complex associated protein 4. The record is from RefSeq and is a predicted model, not a curated record. The transcript has 18 exons. Lineage: Eukaryota; Metazoa; Chordata; Mammalia; Rodentia; Muridae. Gene Ontology annotation, molecular function: gamma-tubulin binding; microtubule minus-end binding. Bases 151 to 2154 code for a protein of 667 amino acids. Gene Ontology annotation, biological process: mitotic cell cycle; microtubule nucleation; meiotic cell cycle. Gene Ontology annotation, cellular component: gamma-tubulin complex; centrosome; equatorial microtubule organizing center.